Eutrema salsugineum is the source of this 380-nucleotide messenger RNA. RefSeq lists its product as uncharacterized. The transcript has a single exon. NCBI's taxonomy places the organism in Eukaryota, Viridiplantae, Streptophyta, Magnoliopsida, Brassicales, Brassicaceae. The coding region runs from base 147 to 380 and encodes 77 amino acids. The record is from RefSeq and is a predicted model, not a curated record.
UUCAACUACCAAAAACAAAAGCUGCUCACUUUUUCUUCAAUCCUCUCUUCUGUUUCUGCUUCAACUCUCCCAAAAGAUCGAAACUUUCAUCCAUUUCCGAAAGACCCGUUAAAGCUUAAAAGCCAGAAAGAGUUUUUCUGCGUAAAAUGAGAUUAGAGGAUAGACUGGAGGCGGUGAAUCAGUACUGGAAAAAGAUGUUCCGGAGGGUGAAGGCGGCGGUGAAGAAGAAGACGAAGAAGAGGAAGCAGACUAUGUUUCAGUAUGAUCCAUGGAGUUACGCCUUGAACUUCGACGACGGAGGAGAGAAUCCUCAGAGAUUCUGCGGCUACUGUAAACCCUGCAAAAUAACUUUGAUUUAUGUUGUUUCUGUCAAAUUUUGA